Parnassius apollo (apollo) is the source of this 213-nucleotide messenger RNA. The record is from the annotation of a GenBank genome assembly. NCBI's taxonomy places the organism in Eukaryota, Metazoa, Arthropoda, Insecta, Lepidoptera, Papilionidae.
AUGGACGACCGAACAGUUGAUCUCAUCUUUACUGGCUCACUGAAGCUGCUACCACCGGUCAGCUCCAAGAUCGUAAGAAUAUUCACCAGUUCCACAUUCACAGACACAACCAUGGAAAGAAACACAUUGAUGGCCAAGUGCUACCCGAGGAUUAAAGACUACUGUCGGGAGAAACAUGGCUUGGAAUUUCAGGUAUGUUAUUUUCUCAACUAG